CUGCGCAGGGAUCGCUCUAAACGCGGCUGCCGAAGAAGGAACGGCCACUCGUGUGGCUAGGCUUCCCGUGCUCAACCUCUUCACUCACGCCCGCCGCGCAUGGGAUCUAACAUCUUUACAACAAUCGAAUCCUCCAUGCCUGCAGGACCUGUAAUCAUUCGUUACAUACUUCGGAUCCCCUUUACAUCUUGUCGCAUGGACCUGCGCGAUCUGUAACCCUUGUGCGGGAACAUCAGGUGUUCGCACGAGAUUAUCCCUCCCGGGUGGAGGCCAUCAUCAUGUUUUCCGCCUUUGCGUCUGGGGCCGACACAAAUACACUGGAUGACGACUCCGAUAUGUUCGAGCAAUCUCACCAAGACUUUCUGUCGCUACCAAUAACGCAUGGAAGCAUGGAUCUGAAGGGUGGUACCGCUCCUAUGCCUGGGCUUAGUAACAUUGGCUAUGGCAGAGAAUCGGCGACAUCGUCCGUGCACUACGGCGAGAACAACGACACAUCGGAGACCAGUCAUCAAAGCGGCAAUCAGGAGGCAGAUGGAUCUACACCUGGUCCCUUCACGAAUGCGUAUGGUUUCAAUCUUACUCCCUCGCCACUGCCAUGUCCAAAUACACCGCACUCCACGGUGGAGAAUGGAACACACGGUAUCAACGGAAACAACUCGAACAACAAUGGGAAUGGGAUAUCCAAGGCUGUUGAUGGGAGUGUCACUCAUCAGAGCGACGGGAUAUCAAGACUGAAAGAUGCCUCAACCAAGCACAGCUUCAUAACGAGAACGCCACAAAGCUUGAGCCGCGAAUCUCAACCAUCUUCGACACCUGAGCUAUUACAAUCAAAUGAGCGUACUGCUAAGCGGCGGUUAGUAACCACUCCGAAAGGCAAGCCGGUGGAGUGGAGAGCAAAUUCAAGCAUACCUAGCGACAUGUCAUGGCCAGAGUUUGGCAGGCAAUGCAUUCUGGCAGCAGAAAGCAGUAGACUCAAUCCGUUUGCCCUGCAUCCAACAGAAUAUCGGCUUCUAAGGAACCAUAUCAACCACGCGCAGGUCACCAUUUACCUCAACAUACGGAACGCGAUCUUGAGAUUAUGGCACCGCAAUCCUCUGGUCUACGUUUCAUCCGAAGAAGCCGCAGGUUGCACUCGAGACAAGCGCUUCUUUGGCCUUGCAAAAGUAGCAUACCAGUGGCUUCUCAGAAACGGAUACAUCAACUUCGGAUGCGUUGAGGUACCGGAUACGGUACCAGCAAUGUCUAAGAAGAAAACGAAGGACAGUUCACAGCGAACGAUUAUUGUUGUCGGUGCUGGGAUGUCAGGCCUAGGUUGCGCUCGACAGCUGGAAGCGCUUUUCGCUCAGCUGGCAGAUCAACCACUCAACGACGGUGAACGUCCACCGAAGAUCGUUGUCAUUGAAGCCCGUCCACGCGUAGGUGGUAGGGUGUACUCACAUCCCUUUCUCAAUCAAACUAACUCUUCGCUUCCUCCGGGGCACCGCUGUACAGCCGAGAUGGGCGCGCAGAUCGUCACAGGAUUCGAGCACGGCAACCCUCUGAACGCCAUUAUUCGUGGGCAGCUCGGUAUUCCAUACCAUGGUUUACGCGAUAAUACGAUACUCUAUGAUUACGAUGGCACAACCGUAGACCGUGAGCCUGACCUGUUGGUAGAGAGGCUGUACAAUGAUGUGUUGGAGCGAGCCAGCGUUUAUCGAAACAAAGCUCCCGCGCAGCGAAUUGUAGAGGGCGAUCGUAACCUUAUAAUGUUUGGCCGCGACGCAAACGAUAACGGUGGACCAACGGUUGCGGAACUGGAGAAUUCGGACGCGCCGUUGUCUGUUAAUGCGAAGAGUACGGCGUCGACAACAGUCGAUAAACCUACAACGGGAGUAGAGAAGCUGGCUGGUAGAGCUUACCAGCUUAGUGCUGGCUUCAACCCGGACAUCACAGCGGCUGAGGGGAUUCACAAUCUUGGGUGGAGGCUCAAAGCAGGGGUGUCAAUGACACAGACUGUAGACUUGGAUGCAGUUGCGAAGACAACAGAAUUCCCUACGUUGGGUCACACUAUGGACGAGGGUAUCAAGCAAUAUCAAGCUAUCGUUGACAUGAAACCGAGAGACAUGCGGCUACUGAGUUGGCACCAUGCCAAUCUUGAAUAUGCAAAUGCAGUCAGUGUCAACAAGCUCAGUCUGGGCGGUUGGGAUCAGGAUAUGGGCAAUGAGUUCGAAGGCGAGCAUUCGGAGGUCAUUGGAGGCUACCAGCAAGUUCCGCGAGGACUCUGGAAGUCGCCGAGCCAACUGGACGUUCGCUUCAACACGCCGAUCAAGUCAGUCCGGUACAAUACGGAGGAGACCGGGACUGGGAAAGCUGUGACGAUUGAAUGCAGCAACGGACAGUCCUUUGAGGCUGACCGAGUUGUAUUGACAACACCUCUAGGCGUUUUGAAGUCAGGGUCAAUAACGUUCCAGCCGCCUCUUCCCGACUGGAAACAGGGUGUGAUUGAGCGUAUGGGCUUCGGACUACUCAACAAGGUCAUAUUAGUAUACGAAAAGGCCUUCUGGGAGCCCGACCGUGACAUGUUCGGCUUGCUGAACGAAGCCGAGCACGAAGCCAGUCUCCGACCUGAAGACUAUAGGGCGCGGCGAGGACGAUUCUACUUGUUCUGGAACUGUAUCAAGACCAGCGGCAAGCCAACGCUUGUUGCGCUUAUGGCUGGCGAUGCUGCUCACUACGCUGAGGCGACGUCAAACGACCAGCUGGUCAAAGAAGUUACAGACCGACUGAGUUCGAUGUUCGCAUCGAAGACGGUUCCACUUCCCACAGAGGCUAUUGUCACAAGAUGGAGCAAAGACCCUUUUGCCCGCGGCAGCUACUCAUACGUUGGCGCAAAGACACAGACGGGCGACUACGACGUCAUGGCUCGACCGCAUGGUCCAUUACAUUUCGCAGGAGAAGCGACAUGUGGAACGCAUCCUGCUACGGUUCAUGGCGCAUACUUGUCAGGCCUCCGCGCUGCCGCUGAAGUAUAUGAAGCAAUGAGCGGGCCUAUCGAAGUCCCCAGUCCGUUGGUGGAGAAGAAGAUCAAGCUCGAGCAGCCAGCUACUCCCUCGUUCGCGGACUUCAAACCAGGGUUUGCGCCUGCAGUGUUGCCCACGCAGACGGAAAAGACAGCACGAGCUCAACAGGACGAAGACUACGAGGCGGCCAUUAUUGGUGCUAUUCUAGAGGAGAUUGGCGAGCGACCGAUCAAACCAGGCCGCUCUGGAGUGAAUCCGUUUUUGCUCUUCACCAAAGACUACUGGUACACUGUUAAGAAAGAGUGCGACGACGCGCGUGUGGCUGCCACGGGCAACCCAGAGGCAAAAGCGUCAAAGCAGGAGGUCCGGAUUGCCAUCGGCCUCAAGUGGCGGACGGCGGGCGAGGACGUCAAGAAGCCCUUCCAGGAGCAGGCUGACAAUGCACGGGACAGUGCAACGUCUCACGCAGCAGACUUCAAGGAGCGAGUGGUCCGCUGGGACAGCGAGGCUUCACGCAUACGGCGGGAAUACAUCCAGAAGAACCCGCCACCGGGCGGGAACGAAGACCUGAUACUCAACAGCCGCACGGCGAUUGAGCUGGGCGCUGGCAAGCGAAUGCGGCGGCUGUGAAGCAGUUUGCGUUUCAUUCUAUUUUACUUUCUGUUGUAACACCAUGUACAUGUAGUUGCAUUCGACUGCGCGGCACUUGCAUUUCACGGGCGUUGGUGGAGGCUCCAGGCCACGCGGUGCGGGCAGGCUCGUGUGGGCGACGGAGGCUGGACGGCUAAAUGGGGCAUGGCUGUUGGGCGGGUUAGUGGAUUUGCGCCAUUUGUGAUGUGGCGUGGACAGGUGAGCAGCGGACGAACAAGGCCCGCGCGCGCGGUGCAUGUCUGGCCGGCAGCAGGCGCGAGCAGUAGCAAUGCAGUAAUAGAGGUGCCAGUGGACGCCCGUGAGCCCGUGAGCCUGAGGCCCCGUGAUCAGCGCGUUCGCAGCAUU
Molecule: messenger RNA, 3995 nt
Organism: Boeremia exigua
Lineage: Eukaryota; Fungi; Ascomycota; Dothideomycetes; Pleosporales; Didymellaceae
Product: flavin-containing amine oxidoreductase-domain containing protein
Exons: 2
Coding region: 279-3629 (1116 amino acids)
Molecular function (GO): oxidoreductase activity; protein binding
Source: RefSeq, a predicted model, not a curated record